Molecule: messenger RNA, 4559 nt
Organism: Aphanomyces invadans
Lineage: Eukaryota; Oomycota; Saprolegniomycetes; Saprolegniales; Verrucalvaceae
Exons: 15
Coding region: 39-3647 (1202 amino acids)
Biological process (GO): regulation of ARF protein signal transduction
Molecular function (GO): guanyl-nucleotide exchange factor activity
Source: RefSeq, a predicted model, not a curated record
GUCGCGCCGCAGAAUUCUCAAGACGGUGAAGGUAAUCGAUGGAACUCUUACGCAGUGCCAUCCUCAGCGAGAUACAAGCGCUUGUGCAUGUCUUUCGGCAAGACUACGUCAAAGUCAAGUCGUCCCAGCUCCAAGGACUUGCAUCCUUGCGCGUCCACGUGUACCAGUGGACAGAUCUAGCGGACUACGAGUCGCAGACCGUGCUACGUCCGUUCCUCGACAUCGUGCGCAAUGAAAACACGACUGGGCCACUCACUCGUGCCGCGAUGGAGUCCGUGUGCACAAUCUUGCAAGCGUACGAGUUGUCCGACGAUGGCAUUUCCAUGCACCACGCGCUGUCGGAAGUUGUGGACGCCGUGACACAAUGCCGCUUCCAAGAAACCGACCCGGAAUCCGAUCAGUACGUACUCCUCAUGGUCGUCCGCGUGCUCGAUGUCGUGAUUCAGUUCCGCGACGUGACGCGGCGGCUUCACGUGGACACGAUGUGGCACGUCGUCGAGUCCUUGUAUGGAAUCGCCCGCUCCUACGAGACUCAAAUCCCCAGCGUCCUGCGCUCCCUCGCCACCGAAAGCCUCCAUCGGCUGCUACGUGUCGUCUUUGCAUCCACCGCAUCGUCGUCAGCGAGCACGACGACGGCGAUCGACACACGCAUUCUCGCGUUCCUCGUCCAGAAGAUACUUGCGCCGUCGACGGCGCCGCACUCCACCGAGCGAGAGAUGCUCGUGGCAUUGGACCUUCUCCACACGAUUCUCCAAGCGAGCGGCGGCGCGCUCUUGGAUGCGCCGUCGCUCUUGGCAUAUAUUCAAGACGACCUGUGCCUUGGACUGCUUCGAAUCUGUCGAUCCACGACCAGCGACGACGACUAUAGUUUAAACGUGCGCAUGGCGAGUUUGCCGCUGUGGCGGCUCCUCUGGGUGCACCUUCGGCCGGCCCUCAAGCACCAGUGGGAAGUGCUUGUGCUCGGCGGCCUCGUCCACGUCAUUCAAGCCAAGCCGACCAACGAUGCCAGCAGCGGAGGAGGUCGGGGGGACGACUCGGUCGAGCACCAGUGGAGGCUGGAGGUAGGCCAGGUCCUCGUGGACUUUUUCAGCGACGCGUCGUAUCUCGUCGACAUGUUUGUCAACUACGACUGCGACGCGGACCGCGCGAACGUCGUCGCAACGAUCCUCGACACGUUUUUCGAUGCGGCCGGGGCGAUGGGCGCCGACCGUCCCAUGUUGACGGCGUCGACGGAGAUGACCGAACUGUCAUGCCUUGGCAUCAUGAAUGCGCUGCAAAUGCUGUAUCGGCGCGCCCAGCACAGUCCGCAAGAACCAUGGGCGCCCCCAAGCGAUGUCGGACCCCCCGACGUCCUCCUCGCGCGACGCCAGCGAAAGCAGUUGUUCCAAGACGCGAUCGCUACGUUCAACAAGAAGCCGUCCGCCGGCAUCCAGUUGCUGGUGCAGCACGACUUUCUGCCGUCGCCACUAACGCCCGUCGCUCUCGCUCGGUUUCUUCGGUCGCUUCCCCGAGGAAUGGACAAGACGGUUGUGGGUCAAGUGCUUGGGGCGCUCGGCAAGGCGCACGCGGCGCCGUCGGGGGGAUCGCCGCGGUCGAAGAAAGCCAACGCGCCACUUCACGACACGGUCGAGUUUCACGCGCAACUGCGCGUCGCGUACGUCGAGACAUUCAACUUUGACGGCAUGCCGCUCGUGGACGCGCUUCGGACGUUCCUGUCGGCGUUUCGCUUGCCCGGCGAAGCGCAGCAAAUCGAUCGCAUUCUCGAAACGUUUGCGACACAUGUCUAUGCCGAGUGCCGCGAGCGCGACCUGUUUGGAUGUGUCGACGUCGCGUACUUGCUGAGUUUUUCCAUCAUCAUGCUCAACACCGACCUCCACAACGCCAAUAUUCGCCCGGAAAAGAAGAUGUCGGUCGCCGACUUUUUGAAAAACAACGUCAACUACGGCUUGAACAACCAACUGGCGCCGCUCCCGGAAGCGUAUUUGGCCACGAUCUACCACGCGAUCGCAAACGAUCAAUUCCGGACGAGCGAUAACGACAACGUGUUUGCUCCCGAGCGAUGGAGCGACGUUCAACGGUCCAUGGACGCGGCGACGAUAGUUUCGAUGGCCAACCACCGCCAGUACGACGCCCAAGUGCUCGACGCAGUCGCCGAUCGGUUGCUCGAAUCCGCUCCAGUCCUUAUCCAUUCGUCCAUGCGGCAAGUGAGCGACCUGUCGAUGCAGCUCGUCGUGCUCACGGGCCUCGUGUCGUCGGCGCUGCACUGCACGCACCUCGUCCACCGCGUCGUCCACCUCCUCGCCGACGCGUCGACGCUGCUCGACGCGAUAGACGUCGACGAAACAGUUGCUGGAGCCACGUACUCGUUUCUAAACGACCCGGUGGCGUGUGCCGCGACAGAAGGACUGCUCGAGGUGUGGACGCAUUGCGCAUUUGAGUUUCGAGAUGGCGCAUGGAGUCGAUUCAACUCGGUCGUGUGCCGCUUGCGCGAAUUCCAUCUCGUCCCGCGCAGUUUACUGCGCCACAGACCAACGUAUCGCAGCUCGGACGAGGCGGCGGCAUUUGUUGCGGCAACACGGGCGCAAGCGCAUGCGAAGCGCGCGUCCAUCAAGAAGGCCGCCGCGGCGUCGUCGGGGUACUUUGACUCGUUCGUGUCGCGGUUUUUCUCGGACACGGCGACGCCGUCCCCGAUCAGCUCGCUCGACCAUCACGCGAGUGGCCCGACGAUGAACUUUCAAUUUCGCAUUGAUGAUCUGCUUCUUGACGAUGCCGACAACGACGAAGCAACGACAACGCCCGCCGCUGUGGCGUCUACUUUGCAAUAUGAAGGGUUGGUCCCGCUGUGGACGCGCCGCCUCGCGCCGUACUACGAGCACAUGCAUCCGCUGUCGGACCUGUCGUUCGUUUCUUUUUGCCACGUGGCAUGGACCGAGAUCGAGCGGGUCGUGCUGCCUCCGACCAAAUCCAAAUCGAUUGUCCCGAAACUCACGCCGGCCGGCGCCGUCUUCCUCGAGCAACUCGUGCUUCAGUGCGUGGCGCAGACGUCACCGGCACUCGUCGUGGAUCGGCUGUGGAACCACGCACAUGUCCUGCUCACGUGUCUGGACCCCCUCAUCCGUGGCAACCUCCAAGUCGACGGCAUGGCGUUUGAAAAUGCAGUCUUCCUCAUGGAUACGCUUGUGACGGGCCUCGUCCAGUUGGACGAUUCGCCGCGCCUGUGCACGCUGCUUCAGACGCACCACCAUCUCCUUGGACCCAUCACACAGGCGCUUCUCCGUGGUGUGUGCAACAUGCCAGCCCACAUGGCCCAAGUCGAGUGGGUGCAGCACGUUUCAGUGCAGCCCGUCUGGAUUCCGUACGUGUCUAGCCAUGAUUUGAUCGAGUGUGACGUGGUUUCGUGCCUUUUUCCGCGUUGCUCGACGCGAGCAACGCAUGCCACCCAGUGUGCUCGGACGAGAGAAAUAUUGUCUCUGCCUCCAGGUGCUCGUGGCCACCAAGCCGUGGCGAGCGCCAGAGUCGUGUAUCGGUUGACGAGUGGCCACGUCCACCGGCUACAUUUCUCGUGCUUCAAACGAAUUCGCGAUCAUGUCGUGCAGUUUGCAGGUCCUCUGCGACGACGGCUGACGGUUGUCCGGCACGUUGUGUAGGGAAGUCGUGGAAUUGCUCGACAAGUGGAUGCACACGCUGGUGGUGGACGCCGGCAACGUUGCCGACGAUUGCGAUUCAAACGACAACUCGCCGGCCGCGGUACACGCACUCACGAACGUCGUGUUUACGUGGGGGAUCUUUCCCGCUGACGCCGAAGUCGCCGUGGCGGGCCAAGCGCUCAAGUACGCUGUCCAGUUAUUCCACCAGCCCACGACGACCCGCAUCGACGCGCUCACGAUCGUGGGCGGUUUGCUCGCGUUGAGACGACAUCCCAACGUAGACAUUCGCAUGAACGCCAUCCACACGCUCAAGCAAUGCCUCUUGGAAAGCACCGUCGUGACGAAGCGAUUGUUUACACCAGACACGUGGGCCCUUGUGGUGCGCAUUGGCUGCCAAGGCGAGCGCGGCGUGUUGGUACGUUCCACGGAUGCAGCGGGAACCGAGUCGCCCGACCAGGCGGGCCUCGUGGCCUUGGCGUUGCCCCCUGCAUUGGUCGGAACUGCUCCCAGCCACGACGAAUCGAACACAGAUGCGCCCGUCACCACCGAAUUGGGACGCAUGCACGUUCUCGCCCAAGUUUUUCUGCACCACAUGGACGAUUUGGCCGGUCUGUCCGACUUGGACCUUUUGUGGAGCGAGUUGCUUCAAGCGUUGGUGUGGCACUUGGCUCUGCCCACGCACCACGAAGAAACUCUCCAGUUGAUGCGCAACGUCGUGCAAGUCGUCCACGCAUCGUUUGCGUCGCAGCCCUGGUUUCAAUCGUCGGUAGGGACCAUCGCGACCCAGCAUCCAGACUUGGCUGCCUGGACACCUCAAGAAACCCACGCCGUCGCCUCUGUCGUCGUGCCGCCGAUCGCAGCGUCUGACUAGCUGCGAUACACCUUAUAUAAAAGACUAUGAAGUCACUCGAA